Molecule: messenger RNA, 1039 nt
Organism: Nymphaea colorata (pocket water lily)
Lineage: Eukaryota; Viridiplantae; Streptophyta; Magnoliopsida; Nymphaeales; Nymphaeaceae
Exons: 1
Coding region: 6-1004 (332 amino acids)
Source: RefSeq, a predicted model, not a curated record
CUUUCAUGCCUCUCUCAGCAGAUAUAAGAGGCCCCUACAUUCUCCAUGGCCUCCACGCAUCAGCAGCCACUAUUUUGGUUGAAGAGAACCACAACCAAAUGGGUACUCUGGUUGGUCACGUUGCACCUGGUUUCGGCUUCUUGAUCAUUGGCCUAUGGCACCUCUUCAACACCAACAAAAACAAAGCUCUCCAUCCUGACUCAUACAUUUCCCUGCCAUGGUUCCCCUCAAAGCUGGUAAGGCACCUGGAGCUCUAUGCCAUAAUGUUGGGAUCCUCCAUUUCCAUAGCCAUGGAGCUCUUCAUUGGCCCAGAGAAGCACCAACCCUUUGACGAUGAUGGGACAAUCCCCUCUUACCACCUGCAGAACUUUGAGCACUCCUCAAUCUCUCUGUUCCUCUUCAUCUAUGCCUUCUUCACCUUCCUGUUCGAUGCCUUCAAAAUCAAGGUGCACCCUGGUCUAGCCGAGCUGCUUGCUGGACUAACCUUUAGUCAGCAGCUGCUCAUCUUCCACCUGCACUCAGCUGACCACAUGGGUGUAGAAGGUCAAUACCACUGGCUCCUUCAAAUGGUCAUAUUGGUCACCUUGGUGACUACCCUUUUGGGGUUAGCCUACCCCAGGAGCUUCUGGGUGGCCUUCGUCAGGGCUUUCAGUAUACUGUUCCAAGGUGUGUGGUUCAUUGUCAUGGGUUUUAUGCUGUGGAUACCUGAGUUUGUUCCCAAGGGGUGUAGGUUGAACAUGGAAAACGGGCACUUGGUAGUUAGGUGCAUGGAUGAGAAAGCCUUGCACAGAGCCAAGGCCCUCGUAAAUAUACAGUUCAGCUGGUACUUGGCAGGGGUCACUGUUAUGACCCUGAUUUUCUAUGUGAUUAUGAUGAAGAUGUAUGGUGUAGAUGAUGAGUACAGAAGAGUGGGUUCAGAAGAGGAAGAUGAGGACCGGUUGAAGAAGUUUGACAGCUUCCUUGAUGUGGGAAAAGGAAUUACAGCAAUCCAGUUAGAAAGGUGAUUAUGAUAUUGAAUUGUGUAUGAAUUCUACACCUA